Molecule: messenger RNA, 3324 nt
Organism: Pantherophis guttatus
Lineage: Eukaryota; Metazoa; Chordata; Lepidosauria; Squamata; Colubridae
Gene: PTBP2
Product: polypyrimidine tract binding protein 2
Biological process (GO): mRNA processing
Cellular component (GO): nucleus
Molecular function (GO): RNA binding
Source: RefSeq, a predicted model, not a curated record
CAAAAGAGCUCGCCGAUUUGAUGGGGAGCAGAACCUAAUAGAGCUCGGCAACCUUCGGUGUUUUCCGUUGGGGCCCGGCCGCCAUUUUCUCGCUCCCUCUCUUUACUCGUUAGCUGCGCGGCUCCCUGCCCUGGUCGCCAGCGCUUUGUCCUGUUCGGCGAUGGACGGCAUUGUUACUGAUGUUGCAGUUGGUGUGAAGAGAGGAUCUGACGAACUUCUUUCAGGCAGUGUACUCAAUAGCCCGAACUCUAAUAUGAGCAGCAUAGUAGUUACUGCCAAUGGUAACGACAACAAGAAAUUCAAGGGUGAAGAUAAAAUGGAUGGGGCUCCUUCUCGUGUUCUUCAUAUCAGGAAAUUACCAGGAGAAGUGACAGAAACAGAAGUUAUUGCUUUGGGUUUACCUUUUGGUAAGGUAACCAACAUUCUCAUGCUGAAAGGAAAAAAUCAGGCUUUUUUAGAGCUGGCAACAGAAGAAGCUGCUAUUACUAUGGUAAAUUAUUAUUCUGCUGUGACACCUCAUCUUCGCAAUCAACCUAUAUAUAUUCAGUAUUCAAAUCAUAAAGAAUUAAAGACUGAUAAUACACUUAAUCAGCGAGCUCAAGCUGUCCUGCAAGCAGUAACUGCUGUACAGACAACAAAUACUCCCAUAAGUGGAACUACUGUUAGUGAGAGUGCAGUAACUCCAGCUCAGAGUCCAGUCCUUAGAAUAAUUAUUGACAACAUGUAUUACCCAGUAACCCUUGAUGUUCUUCACCAAAUAUUCUCUAAAUUUGGUGCAGUCUUGAAAAUAAUCACUUUCACAAAAAACAACCAGUUUCAAGCAUUGUUACAAUAUGGUGAUCCUGUAAAUGCCCAGCAAGCAAAACUUGCAUUAGAUGGUCAGAAUAUUUAUAAUGCUUGCUGUACCUUACGGAUUGAUUUUUCCAAAUUGGUCAACUUGAAUGUAAAGUAUAAUAAUGAUAAAAGUAGAGAUUACACUCGUCCUGACCUUCCAUCUGGUGAUGGUCAACCAGCUUUGGAUCCAGCUAUUGCUGCAGCAUUUGCAAAGGAGACUUCACUUCUAGGGCUUCCUGUUGCAGCUGUUCCAGGAGCGCUGAGUCCUUUGGGGAUUCCAAAUGCUGCGGCGGCGGCGGCAGCAGCAGCGGGCCGUGUGGGUAUGCCUGGAGUUUCAACUGGUGGCAAUACAGUCCUUUUGGUUAGCAAUUUAAAUGAAGAGAUGGUUACGCCCCAAAGUCUGUUUACCCUCUUCGGUGUUUAUGGGGAUGUACAACGAGUGAAGAUUUUAUACAAUAAGAAAGACAGUGCUCUUAUACAGAUGGCUGAUGGAAACCAGUCACAGCUUGCUAUGAGCCAUCUUAAUGGGCAGAAAAUGUAUGGCAAGAUUAUUCGUGUCACUCUUUCCAAACAUCAAACAGUUCAGCUACCUCGAGAAGGUCUCGAUGACCAAGGCUUAACAAAAGAUUUUGGCAAUUCACCUCUUCAUCGUUUCAAGAAGCCUGGUUCAAAAAACUUUCAAAAUAUUUUUCCUCCAUCUGCAACUCUUCAUUUAUCUAAUAUUCCACCAUCAGUAUCGGAAGAUGACCUGCGCAUGUUGUUUGGUAAUACUGGAGGCACUGUGAAAGCAUUUAAAUUUUUUCAAAGAGAUCACAAGAUGGCCCUUCUUCAGAUGUCAACAGUAGAAGAAGCUAUCCAGGCUUUGAUUGAUCUGCAUAAUUACAAUCUUGGAGAAAAUCAUCAUCUGAGAGUUUCUUUUUCCAAAUCAACCAUUUGAAGUGAGAUAUCAAAAUAAUAAGGUUGUAUCACAUUGUUUAGUGUUGUCAUCUAUGACUGUUCGGGAAAGCGGGGACCAGAGAUGGACAUCUGUUUUUCAUGCUGUUAUCAUUCCUUGAUUGUUUAUGUAUAAAUGAAAUGAAAAAGGAUUUGCAAGGAAGAAGCAGUGAUAUUAUCUGCUGGUUUUGCAUAUGUUUAUGAAACCAUUUUGUUUAAAGGGGAUUCUGAGGAAAUCCCAUAGUUUUUCAACUUAGUUAACAUACGUGCCUUAAAGAAGGAAAACUUAGAGUUGCAUUUACUAGUUAAAAAUUUGGUUGUUUGGGGCACAUUAUAUGGGAAUUAAUAGGUGCAGUCCAGUGAACGUUAGGCUUGCAUUUAUUCCAUUGAAAUCCAAGAAUUAGAACAUUGAUUUCAGGGGGAAUUUGUUGCACCUAACUUCUGCAGGAUUAUGCCAAAUAUGUAUUAGGCAAGAGUGUGUAAAAAGGGUUAAGCUUUUUUUUCUGUUUGGGAUUUAUCAGUUUUCCAUGAAACAUUUUUAAAACAAAAUCAGUUGCUCUUCUCGAAGAGAAACUCGGCAUAUUAUUUUUUCUCUCAGUAAAAAUGGCCUUUGUAUUUCAGAUUUAGUUUAGUUGAAAAUAUAGGCUUUAGUCAGAACUACAAAGAUGCAAAGAGUUAAUUUCUUUAAAAGUCUGAAAGUGAUUCUUCUGUUUUUUGUUAGUUCCUGUGGCUUUUAGCCUCAGUGAAAAAAGAGUUGUAUAAAGUCUUAACCUUUUUGUAAACACACUCUGGGGCGAAUCAUAUAAAUGUUGGCACUAAGUAAUGUCUUGUUUGUGGCUGAAUAUUUUUUGUAGAUGUUUUUUGAAGUUGACAUAACUUACAUGCAUUUAAAUAUAUAUUGCCAUUUUUAGUUAGUAAUUACAAUUUGAAAUAUGGUUGUGGAUUUCUGAGCAUGUUCAGACUGGUCUAGCUAGUUCAGGAGUUGGUGCAUGUAUUUCAAGGAUGAAGAAAAUGUAUUGCAAACUUUUGCAGAAAGAUUAAUAAUUUUUUUGGCAGUUUUCUUUAUAAAAAAACAAAAACAAAACUGACAACCAGGUGGGACCAAAGUUUAUGUGCCUUUAGUCUUAAUUUACCUUGCAUUGUAAUAUUCAGUUUUAAUAAAUCUCUUCAAAAUAUUUUAUAACUAGAAAUGGAUCUGCCUUUACUAUAAACAUGGCUCAGAAUCUACAGGAAAAAAAAAUCAUUUGGAAACAGUUCCUCUAUCAAUCUGGGCUGUUUUACUGAUUCUGUUCAAAUGACCAAUACUUUUUGCAAUUGAUGUAUUUAGUUCCAAAAGUCAUAGAUUAUGUUAUCUAUGUAGAAAAAGGUCAUGUAUAUUUUCUAUUAGUUGAGUUUUUACAUCUUUAGAAAUGUAAUAUUUCAGUAUAGUUUGAAAGCGGCACAAUUAAAAAUUAAUUUUCUAACAAAGUUGGGAGGUUUGAUGGUUGUUUAAUUUCUUCUUAUGUGUACGCUGCUUGCCUCUGUAGCAUGCUCAAUAAACACUUCUGUAGCUCUGUA